CGCGCGGGCGGGCGGGCCCGGCGGUUGCAUGCAGGCAACGGGGCGGCUGCGCAGAGCGGGGCACGGCACGGUCUGCCGGCGGGUGCACGCGGUGCUGAGGUGAGUGCUGGUGAAGGGGAUAGGUUGACAGCUGUGGAGACGUCAGUUUACCCUAACGCAAGGCAAAGCCUCAGGAGGUUUGGCAGUUCCUCAGCAAACCCUGCUGCUCCUGUGUGCUUGCUUUUAAAGGCUACAGCAGGGAGGAAAAGAUGUUUGGCUUUCACAAACCGAAGAUGUACCGGAGUAUAGAGGGCUGCUGUAUUUGCAGAGCGAAAUCUUCCAGUUCUCGUUUCACUGACAGUAAGCGUUAUGAAAAGGACUUCCAGAAUUGUUUUGGGCUCCAUGAGGCCCGCUCAGGAGAUAUUUGCAAUGCCUGUGUCCUCCUGGUGAAAAGAUGGAAAAAACUGCCAGCAGGAUCCAAAAAAAACUGGAAUCAUGUGGUAGAUGCCAGGGCUGGACCCAGUCUUAAAACAACACUGAAACCAAAGAAAAUGAAAACUCUCUCUGGAAGUAGAAUAAAGAGCAAUCAAAUCAGCAAACUGCAAAAGGAAUUCAAGCGGCACAAUUCUGAUGCCCACAGUACCACCUCGAGUGCCUCCCCAGCUCAGUCUCCCUGUUACAGUAACCAGUCUGAUGAUGGCUCUGACACAGAGAUGAGUGCUGGGUCCAGCAGAACACCAGUUUUCUCCUUUUUAGAUCUCACAUACUGGAAAAGGCAAAAGGUUUGCUGUGGAAUUAUUUACAAAGGCCGUUUUGGGGAAGUCCUCAUAGACACUCAUCUCUUCAAACCUUGCUGUAGCAAUAAAAAGUCUGCCACUGAGAAGCCAGAACAAGAGGGAUCACAGUCUCCAUCAAUCUCCACCCAAGAGGAGUGGUGACUUCCUUGGAUAGCUGCAGAAGGUUAUACAGAUCCUUUUAUUCUCUGGAAAAAUACUAGACAGUGACUCUGUUCACUUUGGACACCUGCUAUGCUGCCAAAAGACUAUUCCCUAGAACUGUUUUGGGUUUUACUGCUACAAUUCCACAAACUCUGAAGCCAGUUUGUAUUCUUUCAGAAAGACUGUACAUAAUAUUUAAGAUGCUAUGGAACACUUAGCAAAGCUGAAUGCUGCUGCAAGGUUGUCCCUCUAAUAUUUUUCCCCCUUCCACUGUCUUCACAAAUGAACUUGAGGAUGGGGUUUUGUAUAUUAAAGUAUAUGUAGUUCAUAUUUCUGUAUUGAAAGAAGCAGUGAUUGUCAGGCAUUUUUUAAAGUUGGUUGGUAACCUUCCUCAAAUCCCCAAGAAAAUAUUUCAUUUAGACAUGUAUGAGUCAAUGAGAUGAAUUAAUACAUAGAAAUGUUAUAAGUCACCUCUCUAGUUAUAUAAAUAUAUUUUUAAAGGUGUGGAGAUCUCACCCUAUACUACUGACAUUGUAACAAAGACAAAUAUUGCAUCCCUCCUACAUGACACUGACUGGUAACUGCAGACAUCUCUAGUGUAAGUAGUAGUUAUCUGAGAAGGUCCCCAAUGUAAAAUCCUCUCAAGAACGGGCAGGAGAGCUCUCCUCCUUAGCUAAGGAGGAAGAUAUACCUAAGAACUGAACAUAGUGAAAUGGGAGGCUACUUCCUUUUAGCCCAGCAGGAGACACCAUAGGCCUCCUGUAGUAACUGACUGGUGAUUAGAGGUGGACCAAGGCAACAACCAAGUUAGCCCAAGUUAGGUGUAGAUGAGGGUCAAAAUUGAGUAACUGGUAUUUGUGGGCCCAGUGCAGCUGAAAUGUGACCACAAAACAGACUUCUUGCAGGUUUUGAAUCUGACAGAACCAAAGCCCUGGCUAAACAAGGCAGAUUCUGCUCUGGGGAUGUAACACAGUCCUAGCUUGGUCUGGAUUCAAGAUUUCUGUUUUGGAACUCCUUCCCCUGCAGUGCUUCUGUGUUUCUUGUUAAACAACCAGCAGAUCAAUAAUUUUGUGAAUACUGGACUUACUGCGAAUUAUGAAGAGUUCUGUUAAGAAUGGUGCUGUACUGAACAGAGGCAGCUCUGUUUGCAUAUGAGAUCAAAAGAUAGCAUUUCUUACACACAUUCCCAGUCAAACUUGUGUGCAAACCAUUGUGACACUCCUUCUUACUCCACUUGGCCUUUAGGGUGAAAGCAGCUUCCUGGAAGAGUGUGCUGCAGUUUUAGCUCCCAAGUGCUAAAUAUUCCUUUUAUGAAGGUUUAACUCGUGUACCCUGGGAAUUCUUCUUUUUGUUUUUCUGGUUUGGGGGGAGGAUUUUUUUAUUAUUGCUCUUUUGGGAUAUUCUGCAAUGGACUGCUACAAGCUUUCCCUUUUGUGUGAGUUGUCAUCAUAAUAUUUUGGUGGGUAGGUCUUAGGACUGGAUUUCCAUGUAAUCUCACUUUCUGAAAUGGGAAUGGUUAGCAAAUGAAAAUAUGGGUAGGGAAAGAUGCAGGUUUUAAGAGGAGCCUCCACCCUCAAAGCUCUUUUUCCUUCUGUUGGGAAACCAACCUCUGAAGAAAACAUCAGGGGAAAUAGAGCUUUGACUUACACAGCCUUACAGCUUUCACCACUGUUUUGCUUUUUCCUAAACUCUCUGAGAUUCUGAAGGGAGGAUAAAGCUACAUACUAUGCUUUCAUCUGCAACCAAAUAAAUGGAUACUUGCUUGUGUAACUGGUUAACUAGGUUGGUCAUGUCCAAUAAGGGCUUGAGUAAGUCCUAGCUGUUUUGCAGACACCUUCCACUUGAAUUUGUUUUCAGCAUCAAUAAUUCUGUGCACCUAAGGCUGCAGUAUUUGUGGUAGGAUGUGCUCUGAUAUGGAUCAUCUCUUUUUCUGUAUUUAUUUAUUUAUUGCUAGAUUUCAACCACCAACUGCUUCCCCUACUCCCUCCCACCUCUUCCGUUCCCAGUAGUAAUGCAAGAUGAACUGUAUGUAGUCAUGCACUUUGUAUUAAUGUAUUAGAAAUCUAUGGAACCUGUUUUGUACUUUUAUACUGUUCAGACACUUGUAAUCCAAACUUUUUUUUACUAGGGUAAUGAAUAAAUUUAGACUUAUUUAGAAAAUAAA
Dromaius novaehollandiae (emu) is the source of this 3081-nucleotide messenger RNA. It is a transcript of the gene SINHCAF, whose product is annotated as SIN3-HDAC complex associated factor. Gene Ontology annotation, cellular component: Sin3-type complex. The transcript is spliced from 7 exons. Gene Ontology annotation, biological process: negative regulation of cell migration. NCBI's taxonomy places the organism in Eukaryota, Metazoa, Chordata, Aves, Casuariiformes, Dromaiidae. The coding region runs from base 249 to 917 and encodes 222 amino acids. The record is from RefSeq and is a predicted model, not a curated record.